AUGGUGGGUGGCGAGUUGUUGGAGGUCCUCGUGGAAAAAGGGAAGCAGAUACUGUUCGGCAAGGCUUUUCGCAGAUGCAUGUUCGGUCGUGUCAUUGUUGAAGACGAGGAGGCUGGAACGGUGGUUCAAAGCCGUGGGAGUCGGUCUACCAUUAUUGUUGUCUCUGCUAUCGCCCCUAUCAUCAUCGCCGCCGUGGUACCUCUCGCCAGGCCCGCCGCGUCUCUUCGCUCGCCUGGACAUGAAUUCCGAGCCGCUGUUAUGGGUGCCUGUGUUGAAAAACAGAGGCCCAGGUACCGGUGCAGCUCCGCCCGCCACGAGGAUGAUAAGUUUCUACUCCAUUGGCGGCUUUCGAAGCGGGCAAGCAUACGGCACUACAUUCUUCGGGUCGAAGCUAUGCUUGGGACGGGCCAGGCGUGGCCGGUUCGGUCCAAAAGCCAGGGUCGCCUGCCCAGCGUCUCUGGGGUCCGGCCUAAGAUCUGCGCCGUAACUCCCGCUACUCAUGGACAACAAGACCAUGACGGUGUAAACCCACCACACGGCGGUUCGAGCGACGUCGGUUCCGUCUUGGUCACGGGGCCAUACACCGGCUAUCACGCAGGCAAAGUCCCAGUCUCGACAACUGAAGCAGUGGCACCGGGCGCCACGUCGCCCACCGCUCCACCACCUUACAGUAGAUGGUAA
Messenger RNA from Aspergillus alliaceus, 681 nucleotides. RefSeq lists its product as uncharacterized. The record is from RefSeq and is a predicted model, not a curated record. Lineage: Eukaryota; Fungi; Ascomycota; Eurotiomycetes; Eurotiales; Aspergillaceae. The transcript is spliced from 2 exons. Bases 1 to 681 code for a protein of 226 amino acids.